This is a messenger RNA of Sphaeramia orbicularis (orbiculate cardinalfish), 1478 nucleotides long. RefSeq names its product 2,4-dienoyl CoA reductase 2, peroxisomal (gene decr2). The record is from RefSeq and is a predicted model, not a curated record. Gene Ontology annotation, cellular component: peroxisome. NCBI's taxonomy places the organism in Eukaryota, Metazoa, Chordata, Actinopteri, Kurtiformes, Apogonidae. Gene Ontology annotation, molecular function: 2,4-dienoyl-CoA reductase (NADPH) activity. Gene Ontology annotation, biological process: fatty acid catabolic process. The transcript is spliced from 10 exons. Bases 271 to 1194 code for a protein of 307 amino acids.
AGAAUCGCGAAAAAGUGUCCAAGGUACAAAAGUUCCUGCUGAAAAGAGCCACUUUUUACGUAAGAAGUAAAUGUUUAAGUGCCUCGUCACAUUUUACAACUUCGUGUACGAUUCGUCUGCAUCUUUUUAACGCUUCGUAAACUUUCAGAGACCUGCCUUGACAGCUCAUUCACAAAAAUACCUGCAGUUCCAGAUCAGUCAUUUACUGCACUUUUCUUUUAGAGAUAUCAGUGUGAUUGUGAUCUUUUUUUUUUGGUUACACAUAUCAGGAUGGCAGAGGCACAGAAAAAGGGAGAGUUGCAGCCUGAAGAUGUUGGGACAGAUGACUGCUUGACCUCAUAUACUCAUAUCUACAGUCCAGAUUUACUCAAGGAUCAGGUAGCUUUUAUAACAGGUGGUGGAUCUGGAAUUGGACUCCGUAUAGCUGAAAUCUUCAUGAGGCAUGGAUGUGACACAGUGAUUGCCAGCAGGAACUUGGACAAGCUCAAAGAGGCAGCUAAAAAGCUUUGCGCUGUGUCAGGGCGCCGGUGUCUCCCUCUUUGUUUGGAUGUACGGCAGCCUGAGAGCAUCACAGCUGCUGUGGAUGAAACACUGAAAGAGUUCGGCCGCAUAGAUAUCCUCAUUAACAAUGCUGCUGGAAACUUCCUCUGCCCAGCUACCUCAUUGUCUUUUAAUGCCUUCAAAACAGUCCUGGAGAUCGACACGAUGGGAACAUUUAACACCAGCAAGGUGGUUUAUGAGAAGUGGUUUAAGGAUCACGGAGGCAACAUUGUGAACAUCUCUGCCACACUUGGAUACAAGGGACAGGCUCUCCAGGUGCAUGCUGGGUCUGCUAAGGCUGCAAAUGAUGCCAUGACCAAGCACCUGGCUGUGGAGUGGGGUCACAGUGGGGUUAGAGUCAACACAGUGGCUCCUGGUCCUAUCUCUGGCACAGAGGGCUACAGAAGACUGGGUGGCCCUAGAGGGGAGGCUGCGGGUGCCUUCCAGUCCAUUCCUUUGCAACGAGCAGGAAACAAGACGGAGAUGGCCCACUGUACUCUUUUCCUGGCCAGUCGAGCGUCUUCAUAUGUGACCGGAGCCAUCCUGGUGGCGGACGGCGGCGCAUGGCUGACCUCACCCAAUGACUUCGCCACGCUGUUGGGCUAUUGGUCACAUGAAAAAGACAAGAGACCGGUAAAAACUGAAAACAAAUGAAUAAUUUAGCAGGUGUGUGGAGCACGUGUGUACAGUGGGUUAUCUCACACACUGCUGCUUUGGGAGUUUUAUGCUGAAUGGAUUAAGGAGUUUAGCAGUAAAACACUACACUUACAUCAGAACAAAACUAUAAUAUGAGUUAACAAUCUUAGUCAUUUUUAAUCCCUACAGUGCUGUUUGUUCUCAUUAUGUGUUCUAUGUACAGCCAUAUGAUGUAUAUGUCAAAAUCUUUCUAAUAAUAAACUUUUAUAAUUACAAUUAAUAAUAAUGGCUCAUGCUUUUUG